Echinops telfairi (small Madagascar hedgehog) is the source of this 645-nucleotide messenger RNA. RefSeq names its product glycolipid transfer protein (gene GLTP). The record is from RefSeq and is a predicted model, not a curated record. NCBI's taxonomy places the organism in Eukaryota, Metazoa, Chordata, Mammalia, Afrosoricida, Tenrecidae. Gene Ontology annotation, cellular component: membrane; cytosol; cytoplasm. Gene Ontology annotation, molecular function: ceramide 1-phosphate transfer activity; ceramide 1-phosphate binding. Gene Ontology annotation, biological process: ceramide transport; intermembrane lipid transfer. The annotation marks the transcript as partial. The transcript has 5 exons.
AUGCAGAGAGAAACUGCCCCAACCAUUUCCUCAGCCCUUGCAGUGGCUGACUUGCUCCUGCCCAGUGGCCCCUCCUCACGUCCAGGCUCCCUGGAGGCCUCAGACGUCCCCUGGCUAGGAGUCUCAGUCUCGCCUCCUUUGCCCCCAGAUUGCCUCGGCUCCCCCGUGUUCACCCCCAUCAAGGCCGACAUCAGCGGUAACAUCACGAAAAUCAAGGCUGUAUAUGACACCGAUCCCACCAAGUUCCGGACCCUGCAGAACAUCCUGGAGGUGGAGAAGGAGAUGUAUGGAGCCCAGUGGCCCAAGGUGGGGGCCACGCUGGCGCUGAUGUGGCUGAAAAGAGGCCUCCGCUUCAUCCAGGUCUUCCUCCAGAGCAUCUGCGACGGGGAGCGGGACGAGAACCACCCCAACCUCAUCCGGGUCAACGCCACCAAGGCCUAUGAGAUGGCGCUCAAGAAGUACCACGGCUGGAUCGUGCAGAAGAUCUUCCAGGCGGCGCUGUACGCAGCCCCCUAUAAGUCUGACUUCCUGAAAGCCCUGUCCAAGGGGCAGAAUGUGACGGAGGAGGAGUGCCUGGAGAAGACCCGGCUCUUCCUGGUCAACUACACGGCCACCAUCGACAUCAUCUACGAGAUGUACACCAAG